Messenger RNA from Amoebophrya sp. A120, 1331 nucleotides. Lineage: Eukaryota; Dinophyceae; Syndiniales; Amoebophryaceae. The record is from the annotation of a GenBank genome assembly.
AAUACGAGCUGCUCUUCACGUUUUAGCAAUAUUACAACAUUUGACAACAACUAGAACUUGAUAAAGAUUAACAAGACCGCCACCGCGACCUGCUACCACUUCGACGAACGAUUGCCCAUCAUGGCCAGUACAAUUUCGUCUUCGUACCCGGGUCGCCUUCGUCUGCCUGUGAACCAGCGCAGCCCCUCGGCCGGCACGCUGGCAGGCGGCCAGCCCGCCCGGGUGGAGGGGCAGAUGUGUCGCCGGGGCGCGCCAUGCCCGUCGGAAAGCGGAAAGCGGCCGCCCCCCGGCACAGGCAAGGGGGCGGGCUGGCGUUGCUUGCCCAGGCAGAAGGCGGGGGGCUGGGGCGUGGGCAAUCUUUGUUGGGCCGUCGCCUGCCAACAGCGAAAGGGGGUGAGAAGGAUAGCGGACAGGGCGGCAGGCCGGGAGCACUCCUGCAAAGGGGUGGGGGCGCAGGGGGUGUGGGGCCGGCGAUAGCCCGGACGUGCGAGCGGGCGCGCAGGGCCGGGGGUGCCCGCGAUCAUUCAAUCUCCCCUAGCCUUGGUUUGCGCCUUGUGUUUGGUCGCCCCCCCUGGCACCGGGGAAAAUAUUUUCCCCGGUGGAGCGCUGCUCGUGUUUUACCUCGGCGGCGCCACCAUCGGGGAAAAUAUUUUCCACGGUGGUGCGCUGUGGUCUUUCUUUUGUGUGUGCGUGCGAGAACCGCCGGAGGCCCCGCACCGGGCGGCCGCCACGGGCGCUGGAGGCGGGGGGGACUGGCACGUCGAACGAUGGGGCGUGGCAGCGUCCUCCCGUGGCGGCCGCCCCGGCCGCCCAGGCGGCGGGCAUGCAAGCUAGCAUCUGCGGCGCCCGUGUCUGUGGGUUUAUUUUGAACAUUGUGAUGGUGCCGGUGCUUAUGAGGCCGCGCCGCCCGGGGCCGCCGUACCUACGGCGCCAGGCGUAGAACAGCAAUCGGCUGCCGCGGUCGCGCCCUUGGUGCGGCGCCAGGGCUAAGGGGGGCACGAGGUGCAGCGCUAUGCGCAACUAGGGCAGGCGGCUCGGGCGUCAAAAAGCGCGACGGCCGUGUCGCGUGUCGUAUUUCUCUCGGGCGCCACCAGUCCGGCUGCCGGUGCGGCCAUGGUGCCACACAUUCAGGCUGUGGGUUUGGUGGCGGGAUUGAGGGCGGUUUAGGAGGGGAGGUGGCGCGCGCGCGAUGGUGAUGCGUGGCCGUGUUGCCGGGGGCAAAGCGAAAAAAUUACAUGCAAAACGCGCUUGGUAUCUGUUGACUUUGUUCUUGUAUUCCUUUGCGCUAUUUCCGGAAAAACAACACCUACAUACCACUUCGGCGAACGAUU